Messenger RNA from Penicillium salamii, 993 nucleotides. The record is from the annotation of a GenBank genome assembly. NCBI's taxonomy places the organism in Eukaryota, Fungi, Ascomycota, Eurotiomycetes, Eurotiales, Aspergillaceae.
AUGCGAAUUCGAGUUCGAGGACCGUCCGGUCAGUCCACUAUCAGCUUGGAUGAUUCGGCAACCGUCAAAGAUCUGCAGAGUCAAAUUACGGAGAAAACAGAUUUGGUGACCUUUGAUGUGAAAUAUGGCUACCCCCUCAAGCCGCUCCAGCUAGACGACUAUUCAUCCGAUCAGAAGAUCACAGAAAUUGGGAUCAACCUCAACGGAGAAUCACUUAUAGUGGCCCAAAAAGAGGGCGCCACUCGACCUGGCAACGAUGACGUGCCGCCACAGCCCGCCACAAGCGCCCGCCCACCUCCAGCACAAACCUCAAGGCCGCAGCAGCCAGACUCUGCCGACGAUCCCCCCGAGAUAGCAUCCCCAGAACAUGCCGGAACAUUUGUCCUCCGUGUCAUGCCCGAUGACAAUUCAUGUCUGUUCCGAGCGGUAGGCGCGGCAGUGAUGGGCGAGAUGGACACUAUGGUUGAGCUGAGAUCGAUCAUCGCCGGCGCCAUCCAGUCCAACCCGGGAGAGUAUACGGCAGCUAUUUUGGGCAAGAAGCCGGAUGAAUACUGCACCUGGAUUCAGAAUGAAGACUCCUGGGGCGGUGCCAUCGAGCUCAAGAUCUUGAGCGAGUAUUUUAACAUCGAGAUCUGCUCCAUCGACGUACAGACUUUGAACUUGUUCCAAUUCAACGAGGGGGCGCCUACGCGGUGCAUUGUGGUGUAUUCGGGAAUUCACUAUGAUGUGCUCGCAUUGUCUCCUUCCAGGCCACCUUAUACCCGGGCCAAUCCUUUGGCAGAUGGGGACACCAAGAUUUUUGAGGCCGUUGAUCCAGUCGUUCUGGAAAAAGCCAAAGAAUUGUGCCGAGUGCUGCAAGGCAAGCACUACUAUACUGAUACUUCUGGGUUUACUGUCCGUUGCAAUACUUGUGGCGGUACGUUCACUGGGGAGCGAGGCGCCACCAAGCAUGCCGCGGAAACCGGCCAUUAUGAUUUCGGAGAGGCCAACUAG